This is a messenger RNA of Corylus avellana, 992 nucleotides long. The record is from RefSeq and is a predicted model, not a curated record. NCBI's taxonomy places the organism in Eukaryota, Viridiplantae, Streptophyta, Magnoliopsida, Fagales, Betulaceae.
AUGGAAGAUGGGGGAAUUGGGUUAGUGCUGGCUAGAGCCACUGAGCUCCGAUUGAAAAUCAGCAAUUGCAUCCAUAAGGCGACGACCGCUCCAAGCAAUGGCCCAGAGCAAGAGGGUGACGACAAAGAGCAAGAAGAAGAUGAUGAUGAUGAGGAAAUGGAGAGGAUUUUGAACAUUUGCGACGCCCUCGAAUCCCUCGAGAACCAGCUCUCUUUUGCUUGGAGUUUGCAGCAACAACAACGAUAUGAAAGAGAAGUGGCCCUUGCUGAGAUUGAAAACAGCCGUAAGAUGUUACUUGAUAAGCUCAAUGAGUACAAAGGGAAGGAUUUGGAAGUCAUACAUGAAGCUUCUGCUUUUGCUUGUGAAACAGUAGAGCCUAACAAUGAUCUCCUGCUGCCUCCAUAUCCAAGCCGGCCUCCAAAGUCCCUUUGUCUGGAGAAUGGCUAUCUGCCACCGUUUCCUAAGUCUUUACGGAAUGGAAAAAUCACCAGUGAUCCAACAAAUGAAGUGAAGAAGAAUGUGAGCGAGUCAGCAAGAGGUCAAAGCCAAUCUGGGUCCCAAGAUUCAAGAAAAGGGUUGGGAUUUUUUGUAGGCGCAGCAGGCAAGACGGUGCUUACUCUUGUUGGUUUGGUUUCUGUAUUAAGCAUGUCUGGGUUUGGACCCAAUUUUGCAAAAAAAGAUGCCCUUUUCAAGGUUUUGGGCUUGUUUCAGCAACCAGCAGCUGAGAAAAGGAGAUCUAAUAUUCAAUGCCCACCUGGGAAAGUCCUAGUGGUUGAAAACGGAGAAGCUCGGUGUCUUGUGAAAGAGAGAGUUGAAGUACCAUUCUCAUCAGUUGUUGCAAAACCAGAUGUAAACUAUGGGUGUGGUUAGUUUUUGGUGUUCAUUCUCCUUUUUUUGUAUAUCACAUUUCCUGGUGAUAUGGCGUAUUGAGUUUUUCUUCAAUGGCCAACGGCCGUCAUCAUUUUUUGUUAGUAGUGAUCUAUUUGGCAUGA